Messenger RNA from Prunus mume (Japanese apricot), 1416 nucleotides. Lineage: Eukaryota; Viridiplantae; Streptophyta; Magnoliopsida; Rosales; Rosaceae. The record is from RefSeq and is a predicted model, not a curated record.
UUAGGGUUUCCUAGUCUCACUGAAACCAAGACAUUCCUGGUUGCGGCUCUUGGUCCCUGCCAUCUUCCCUCUCUUAUCUCGUUCCAUAGACCUUAUUUUAAAGAGGAAGCAUGUCUCAUCGCAAGUUUGAACACCCAAGACAUGGCUCUUUGGGAUUUCUUCCAAGGAAAAGAGCAGCCCGCCACAGAGGAAAAGUGAAGGCCUUCCCAAAAGAUGAUCCAACCAAAUCUUGCAGUUUGACUGCUUUCCUGGGAUACAAAGCUGGAAUGACCCAUAUUGUGAGAGAUGUUGAAAAACCAGGAUCAAAGCUACACAAGAAGGAAACAUGUGAAGCAGUUACAAUUAUUGAAACACCGCCAAUGGUGGUGGUUGGGGUUGUUGGUUAUGUGAAGACUCCCCGUGGUCUCCGUUCUUUGGACACAGUGUGGGCUCAGCAUCUGAGUGAGGAGGUGAAGAGGAGAUUCUACAAGAACUGGUGCAAGUCUAAAAAGAAGGCAUUCACCAAGUACUCAAAGAAAUUUGAGAGCGAAGGUGGGAAAAAGGAUAUCCAGGCUCAGUUGGAGAAAAUGAAGAAGUACUCCUCUGUGAUUCGUGUUUUGGCUCACACUCAGAUUAGAAAAAUGAAGGGAUUGAAGCAGAAGAAAGCCCAUCUGAUGGAGAUUCAGGUGAAUGGUGGAGACAUUGCAAAGAAGGUUGACUACGCUUACAGUUUGUUUGAGAAGCAGAUUCCUGUUGAUGCUGUUUUCCAGAAGGACGAGAUGAUUGACAUUAUUGGGGUGACCAAGGGGAAGGGUUACGAGGGUGUGGUGACACGUUGGGGUGUGACCCGGCUUCCACGUAAGACACAUCGUGGGCUGCGGAAGGUAGCCUGUAUUGGUGCCUGGCAUCCAGCUAGGGUUUCAUUUACUGUUGCCAGGGCUGGGCAGAAUGGUUACCAUCAUCGUACUGAGAUGAACAAGAAGAUUUACAAGCUUGGAAAGGCUGGGCAAGAGUCACACUCUGCAAUGACUGAGUUUGACAGGACUGAGAAGGAUAUUACACCAAUGGGAGGUUUCCCACACUAUGGUGCAGUGAAAGAGGAUUAUCUUCUAAUGAAGGGCUGCUGUGUGGGUCCUAAAAAGCGGGUUGUUACCUUGAGGCAGUCACUUCUGAAGCAGACAUCUAGGGUUGCUUUGGAGGACAUUAAGCUCAAGUUUAUUGAUACGUCAUCCAAAUUUGGCCAUGGUCGUUUCCAAACUACCCAAGAGAAGGCUAGGUUCUACGGCCGGCUGAAGGCUUAAUUUGGCAUUAGUGAUAGAUCAACAGUUAUCCCUUUUUUGUUGUUUGAUCAUUAGUUAUUCAAAUACACAAUGCUUUUAGUUUAGUUUCCAAGUUUUGUGAGCAUUCAAUUUUGGGAAAGAUUUAUGGUUGUUUGUU